Molecule: messenger RNA, 2541 nt
Organism: Argiope bruennichi
Lineage: Eukaryota; Metazoa; Arthropoda; Arachnida; Araneae; Araneidae
Product: loricrin-like
Exons: 2
Coding region: 1-2541 (846 amino acids)
Source: RefSeq, a predicted model, not a curated record
AUGUGUGAGUUACACCUUCAUACGAGCAAGAAGUCAGACUUCUGCCCUCGGGUGUUCAGAGGUCUUUACCCUUCCAAGCUACUGCAUCCCGUUUCCAUGGUCUGCUAUGUAUUUGUACUGGUCUCACUUUUAAUCACCACAGCUGCACAUUUUCAUGGCGGUGGUAGAAGAAAUACAGCCAAUGAAAUGCAUGGCUAUCUGCAUCGAGGUACUCGCGGUAGAUAUGAUUAUCCAUAUGGAGGUGCUGCCGUUGCCGGUAAUGGAUUUAGAUAUGGCUAUGUAUGCAAAGAUCAUGGUGAUGUUUCUUCAGACAGUACUGAAACUGUAGAAGAUUUAGGUGAAUAUGGUUAUCCACUUAGAGAUUCUCAUGGUGUUGCUGGUGCUGGUGUAGCUGCUAUUAGUAGUGGUUUAUAUGGUUAUCCAUAUGGAGGUACUACCUUUGGCGGAUAUGGUUAUCCCUAUGGUGGUGGUGGUGCUGCUGCCGGUGGUGGACGUGGAUAUGGAGGUACUCAUGGUGCUUUUAUAGGAGGUACUGCCGCUACCGGCGGGAGAAGUCUAUAUGGAGGUUCUUAUGGCGCUGCUGUAGGAGGUGCGGGAGCUGACACUGGCGGAGGUGUAUAUGGUUAUCCAUACGGAGAAAUUAGUCCUGCUGCUGCAGCCGGUGGUGGAGACAGAUAUGGUUAUUCAUAUGGAACUCCUGGUGGUGCUACUGCAGGCAGUAGUGGAAGUGGAUAUGCUUAUCCGUACGGAGGUGCUUUUGGUGUUGCAGUUGCAGGAGGUGGAAGUAGUGCAGCAGGGACAGCAGCUGCCGAUGGUAGAAGAGAAUAUGGAUAUCCAUAUGGAGCUGUCGGAAGUGGAAGUAGUGCAGCUGCUGCAGGUAGAAGAGGGGGAUAUAUAUAUCCAUAUGGAGAUGAUGGCGGUGUUUCUGCAGCCGGUGCAGCAGCUGCUGGUGGUGGAAGAAGAUAUGGAUAUCCAUAUGGAGGUGCUGGUAUUGCUACUGCAACUGGUGCAGAAGCUGAAGAUGGAGGAAGAGGAUAUAUAUAUCCAUAUGGAGGUACUGGCGGGGCUUCUGCAGCCGAUGCAGCUGCCGCAGGAGCAAAUAUUGUAACCGGUGGUGGAGGAGGUUAUGGAUAUCCGUAUGAAGGUGCUGGUAUUGCUGCAGCAGCUGGUUCAGCAGCUGGAGGAGGAGGAAGUAGUGCAGCCGGUGCUGCAGCUGCCGGAGGUGGAAGUAGUGCAGCUGGUGCUGCAGUUGCAGGUGAAGGAGGCUAUAUACAUCCAUAUGGAGGGGCUGGCGGUACUUCUGCAGCCGGUGCAGCAGCCGCCGGAGGUGGAAGCAGUGCAGCUGGUGCAGCAGCUGCCGGUGGUGGAAGUAGUGCAGGUGUUACGGCAGCUGCAGGUGGAGAAGGAGGAUAUAUAUAUCCAUAUGGAGGUGCUGGUGGUACUUCUGCCGCCGGUGGUGGAAGUAGUGCAAUUGGUACGGCAGCUGUAGGUGGAGAAGGAGGAUAUAUAUAUCCAUAUGGAGGUGCUGGCGGUGCUUCUGCAGCCGGUUCAGCAGCUGCCGGAGGAGCAAAUAUUGUAACUGGUGGUGAAGGAGGUUAUGUAUAUCCAUAUGGAGGUGCUGGUGGUGCAGCAGCUGCCGAAAGUGGAAGUAGUGUAGCCGGCGCAGCAGCUGCCGGAGGUGGAAGUAGUGCAGCCGGGACAGCAGCUGCAGGUGGUGGAAGUAGUGCAAUUGGUACGGCAGCUGUAGGUGGAGAAGGAGGAUAUAUAUAUCCAUAUGGAGGUGCUGGCGGUGCUUCUGCAGCCGGUUCAGCAGCUGCCGGAGGAGCAAAUAUUGUAACUAGUGGUGAAGGAGGUUAUGGAUAUCCAUAUGGAGGUGCUGGUGGUGCAGCAGCUGCCGAAAGUGGAAGUAGUGCAGCCGGUGCAGCAGCUGCCGGAGGUGGAAAUAGUGCAGCCGGGACAGCAGCUGCAGGUGGUGGAGGAGGAUAUAUAUAUCCAUAUGGAGGUGCUGGCGGUGCUUCUGCUGCCGGUGCAGCAGCUGCCGGAGGAGCAAAUAUUGUAACUGGUGGUGAAGGAGGUUAUGGAUAUCCAUAUGGAGGUGCUGGUGGUGCAGCAGCUGCCGAAAGUGGAAGUAGUGUAGCCGGUGCAGCAGCUGCCGGAGGUGGAAGUAGCUCAGCCGGUGCAGCAGCAACUGGAGGUGGAAAUAUUGCAACCGGUGCAGCAGCUGCCGGUGGUGGAGGAGGAUAUGGAAAUUCAUAUGGUGGUGAUGGUGGUUCUGCUGCAACCGGUGCAGCAUCUGCCAGUGGUGGCAGAAGAUAUGGUUAUCGGUAUGGGGAUGAUGCUGGUGCUUCAUCUGUUGGAGAUGGAAUUGUUGGAGCUGGAGGAGGACGACAUGCUCAUCCACAUGUAGGUGCUGGUGGUGCUGCAACUGCUGGGGGUGGUUCUAGUGCAGUUGGGACAGCAGCAGCUGAUGGUAUAGGAUAUGGCAGUGGUUCAGCAGCAGGCUCAGCAGGAGGUAGUGGUUACUAUGGCGGAGGACGAUGA